Colletes gigas is the source of this 904-nucleotide messenger RNA. RefSeq lists its product as uncharacterized. Bases 143 to 583 code for a protein of 146 amino acids. The transcript is spliced from 6 exons. The record is from RefSeq and is a predicted model, not a curated record. NCBI's taxonomy places the organism in Eukaryota, Metazoa, Arthropoda, Insecta, Hymenoptera, Colletidae. Gene Ontology annotation, molecular function: odorant binding.
UUUCCGUCCGAUUGAUCGAGGGCGAAUUAGUCGCGAGUCGCGGUAUCUUUCGUACGUUUUUUGUCCGGACACAGAGGAAGGAACAGGAAAAGGAAACAAACGAAGAAUAGUCGUACGAGAUAAGGGAUAGGCAAGAACAAAGAUGAAGAGUCUGAACGUUUACCUGCUGGUCGCGUUCAUGGUCGUCCUGAUGACCGUCAAGGAGACCGAGAGCAAAAAAAUGACCAUAGAAGAUGCCAAGAAGGCUAUUAAAAAUUUGAGGAAAACCUGCUCGAAGAAGAACGACACCCCUAAAGAACUUUUAGACGGUCAAUUCAAAGGCGAAUUCCCAAAGGACGAAAGGCUGAUGUGUUACAUGAAAUGCAUACUAACUUCGACCAAAACUAUGAAAAACGACGAAAUAUUGUACGAUUGGUUCAUAAAAAAUGCUCAUCUCAUGUUGACCCCCGAAUGGGCCGAGCGAGUUGAGAAUACAAUUAAUGCAUGCAAGCCACGCGUGACAGCGACGGAUGGAUGCGAAAUGGCAUGGCAGUUCGGCCAAUGCGUUUUUGAGACGGAUCCAGAGCUUUACUUGUUACCGUGAACGGUUCAUCAACGAUGAGUUUGCAGAAUGAUCGGACAAGUUAUCGUUGUCUUGGUCAUCGAAAGGCGGUUAAACCUGGCUGCAGAAAUUCUAAGACUAAACCAUACUGUAGAAGAGUGUAAUUAACCGACGAUUAUCAACAAUCCAGACAUCAGAAUGCCAAGACAAACUGUCAGAAACAACUAUUCAUUUUACGACUAAUGGGUCAAUCGAUUUAUUUGUAUGAAAUAAUAAAUUAAGGUUGACCGUCUUUCCAAAUGUUUCUAAUUAAGAUAAAGAAAACUACAUGUGAAUUUUACGGAAAAAAACACGUUUUAUAAU